AUGGGAAAUACUGGAGCUACCAUCCAGUUUGGUAGUCUCGAUUUCUCUGCUUUUGUUGCAAGGUUUGCCGUCGUUCCUCUGAAUGACAUAAGUAUUGAAAGGCCUGUCAGUAGGCCCUUUUCUAUUGAAGUUGCUACACGCCGGACGCAUCCGCCAGCGUCAUGGGGUACUAAUGCUGCUGAAAAUUCUCGUAAGAGGGUUUCCAUAUUUGAACGGUUGUCGCAACCUGAAGCCCAAGCUACUAAGAGGGUCGUAGGCAGAGGAAGAAUAUCAGUGGUGACUGCUAACACCACUACUCUGUCAACUAGGUUAUCUACACUUGUAAAAUACGAUGCUGAAGCCUCCUCAUUUGGAGGAAGGCUUACAAGGAGGUAUAUGAUGCAACCUAUUCACGGCUCAGAGGGAAAUAAGUUGAUCAUUGGGGAAUCAUUUUGGCGCAAUAGUGGCAUGCCCAUAUUUCAUAAAGUAGGGAUGAUAAUUCAUGGAAAAGUGAAAUUUUGUGCCAAAUUCAUGAAAAUUGUAAAGCAUGGCGGUGGCCAGGUGUUCAAGUCCUUGCAGCGAUUAGUGCAGAGCUUGAAAUAUGGAACGAAUACAUUAGGGGUUAUUCUUGUUAAGAAUGAAAGCAGUGUUUCACGUCACUUGAAGCAUUGUGCAUUGGAACAAGAUAUACCAACAAUGCCAGCCAGCUGGAUCAUAAAUAGCUUAUUUUGUGGGAAGCUACUGUCUCCUAAGCGGGAUCGUUGUGCACCGCUACACAGGAUCAAGAUGCCAUCAUUUCCUAAACCACAAGUUGACGUUGAUAUGAGUCAAGAAAUAUAGAUUUCAUGACAAUUCAGAUGAUGACAAGUUCUGCAAUUUUAUGAAAGAUCAAAAAUAAAACAUGUAAAACUGGAUCAAUUAAGGAAGAUAGUGUCAUGCCAGAUUUUAGAAGCUGUGAGCUGACAGAUUUCUCUUUUGUUCAUGGAUGCUUCCCUUCACAACAUGAAGAGGUUAUAAGUUCUGAGUUUAUCUUAAAUUAUUGGUCUUAUGAUGGUUCGAGCCUUCUAACCAUCUUGGAACACAACAUAGAAGUAUGCUUAGGCUUCGUUUGGAACAGCUUUCUUAUUGCUUUUUAAAAGAUCUUUCUAGUAUAACAAUUUUAAUUUUUAAACUAGAAAGCUAUUUUAAGAAAUAAUUCGAAAGCUGCCCCAAAUGAAACUUUAGUUUAUAUUCAGCUUCAUUUCCAAAGAUUCAAUUCUUUUAAUCCUGGGACUGCCCAUCUUAUCAAAUCUUCUCAGAGUUGAAGUCUCUAUGGCUCUUUCACAGAUCAAUAGAGGAGCACUGCAUGCUUGUGGCGCAACCAAUCCUUUUUUUCUUCAUCAUAAAAUGGAAUAGCACACUUUGUUAGGGGUUCAGGCUUAGCUUUCUUACUGCUUUCUAAAGCAGCUUUUUAGUAUAAGAAAUUUUUAGUUCAAAAAAUUCUUAUACUAAAAAUCUGCUUUAGAAAACAAUAAGAAAGCUAUAUCUUAAACGAAGCCUCAAGCUUCUGUGCACCAUUCUCUUUUUUAUGAUGUCCAAUUCUUUAGUUUAAAGUUCUAGUUUGGCUAUUUGUGGUGCAAGCAAUUUAUUAUUUUGCAUUUGAGCUUGACACUUCUUUCACUAAUUAUGAUCAACUAGUUUUUUUUAUUAGAUAUGUAAAAAUAUAAAAAUUCUUUGAUUGGUUUAUGUAUUUGAGCAACCUUAAUGUAUGAUUUUUGAAAUGUAGAAAAUAACC
This is a messenger RNA of Dendrobium catenatum, 1753 nucleotides long. RefSeq lists its product as uncharacterized. Gene Ontology annotation, molecular function: histone binding. Bases 1 to 819 code for a protein of 272 amino acids. NCBI's taxonomy places the organism in Eukaryota, Viridiplantae, Streptophyta, Magnoliopsida, Asparagales, Orchidaceae. The transcript is spliced from 5 exons. The record is from RefSeq and is a predicted model, not a curated record. Gene Ontology annotation, cellular component: nucleus. Gene Ontology annotation, biological process: positive regulation of transcription by RNA polymerase II; DNA damage checkpoint signaling.